Messenger RNA from Linum trigynum, 5883 nucleotides. NCBI's taxonomy places the organism in Eukaryota, Viridiplantae, Streptophyta, Magnoliopsida, Malpighiales, Linaceae. The record is from the annotation of a GenBank genome assembly.
AUGGAGAUCGCCUCCGCGGCGGUUCCGUCGGACGGCCGCGAUGUCAAGAACGAGGCGGGACCGUCCGAUUCGUCUUCUACCACGGCCUCAUCUUCAUCCGGAAAUCCUGAUUUGAUUGAGAAGGACGGUGCGUCCUCGUCGCCGCCAUCUAUGUCGGUGGUGGCGGCGGCUGCCGCGAGGUACGAUGACGACGAGGACGAGGAGGAUGUGUGUAGGAUCUGCCGGAACCCCGGCGACGCGGAGAAUCCGUUGAGGUACCCGUGUGCUUGUAGUGGGAGUAUCAAGUUCGUUCAUCAGGAUUGCCUGCUCCAGUGGCUUAAUCACAGCAACGCUCGUCAAUGCGAGGUCUGUAAACAUCCAUUUUCUUUCUCUCCCGUGUAUGCUGAAAAUGCUCCUGCAAGACUUCCUUUUCGGGAAUUCAUAAUGGGAAUGGCGAUGAAGGCUUGCCACGUGAUGCAAUUCUUUUUGCGCCUUAGUUUUGUCCUCUCUGUCUGGCUUCUGAUCAUACCUUUCAUAACAUUUUGGAUAUGGCGCUUGGCCUUCUUGAGAAGUUUUGGUGAAGCCCAGAGGCUCUUCUUGAGUCAUAUCUCAACUACAGUUAUUCUUACUGAUUGCCUGCAUGGGUUCCUUCUCUCUGCCAGCAUCGUUUUCAUUUUUCUUGGAGCCACCUCUCUAAGAGAUUACUUUCGCCAUUUAAGAGAGAUCGGUGGACAAGAAGUUGACAGAGAAGAAGAGGCAGAUAGAAAUGGCGCCCGUGUACCAAGGAGGCCUCUGGUGCAGGGAAAUAGAAAUUUUGCUGGUGAGCCUAAUGUUGAGGAUGUUGGAGGAGCGCAAGGAAUUGCUGGUGCUGGUCAAAUCAUCAGAAGGAAUGCAGAAAAUGUUGCUGCCCGGUGGGAAAUGCAGGCAGCUCGUCUUGAAGCUCAUGUUGAACAAAUGUUUGAUGGUUUAGAAGAUGCUGAUGGUGCUGAGGAUGUGCCUUUUGAUGAACUAGUGGGCAUGCAGGGUCCUGUUUUCCAUUUGGUUGAAAAUGCAUUCACUGUUCUUGCGAGCAACAUGAUAUUCCUUGGAGUUGUAAUCUUUGUGCCUUUUUCAUUAGGACGGGUUAUUCUCCACUACAUAUCUUGGCUAUUCUCUUCUGCAAGUGGUCCUGUUCUGUCAUUCAUUUUGCCGCUAACAGAGUCUGACCUCUCCUUAGCAAAUAUCACUCUGAAAAAUGCAUUGACAGCUGUGACAAAUUUGACAUCUGAGGCCCAAGAUGGUGGCAUUUUGGACCCUGUGGUUCACGCAUUGGAAGUAAAUGCUAGUGCAGCAAAUGAGGCUGCAAGCAACAUUAGUUCUUCAGUCUCUGCUGAUCUAUUGAAAGGGGCCGGUAUCAGCACAUCAAGGCUUUCAGAUGUGACAACUCUUGCAGUUGGCUAUAUGCUAAUUUUCUUCUUAGUUUUUCUUUACCUCGGUGUUGUUGCUUUGAUUCGGUACACUAAGGGUGAGCCCUUGACCUUGGGAAGGUUCUAUGGUAUUGCAUCUAUAGCAGAAACAAUCCCGUCACUCUUCAGGCAGUUCUUGGCAGCAAUGAAACAUUUGAUGACUAUGAUUAAAGUUGCCUUCCUUUUAGUAAUUGAGCUCGGGGUGUUCCCUCUGAUGUGUGGAUGGUGGCUCGAUAUAUGUACUCUAAGGAUGUUUGGCAAGUCAAUGUCUGACAGAAUCCAAUUCUUCUCAGCCUCUCCUCUGGCUAGCUCUUUGGUUCACUGGGUUGUGGGAAUUGUAUACAUGCUCCAAAUAAGCAUCUUUGUCAGCCUUCUUCGAGGGGUUUUACGCCAUGGAGUACUCUAUUUCCUCAGAGAUCCUGCUGAUCCAAACUACAAUCCGUUUCGUGAUUUAAUUGAUGAUCCUGUGCACAAGCAUGGACGCAGGGUACUCUUGUCUGUUGCUGUGUAUGGAAGUUUGAUUGUGAUGCUGGUAUUUUUGCCUGUCAAACUUGCCAUGCGAAUGGCACCAUCCAUCUUUCCUCUAGACAUCUCGGUUUCUGAUCCGUUCACAGAAAUUCCAGCUGACAUGCUUCUGUUCCAAAUCUGCAUUCCUUUUGCCGUUGAGCAUUUCAAGCUGCGGACGACAAUCAAGUCUCUGCUUUGCUAUUGGUUUACAGCAGUUGGUUGGGCGCUUGGCUUAACUGAUUAUUUAUUGCCUAGACCUGAUGAGAAUGGUGGGCAAGGAAAUGCAGAACCUGGAAGGCAGGAUCAAUUACAGGCUGGUGCUCAGGAUCGUGCUCUGGCAGUUCCUGGUGUUGAUGAUCAUCCCAACAGAGGGAUUCCUGGAGCAGGGAAUUUAAAUACUGUUGAUGAAGAUGAUAGUGAAGACCAUUCUGAUUCUGGCCGGUAUGGCUUUGUUGGCUCGAUUGUGCUCUUGUUGGUGGUGGCAUGGAUGACACUUCUGCUCUUCAACUCUGCCGUGAUUGUUGUACCUGUGGCACUGGGUCGAGCCCUUUUCAAUGCCAUUCCUCUUCUCCCGACAACACAUGGUAUCAAGUGCAAUGAUCUAUAUGCUUUCGUAAUUGGAAGCUAUGCCAUCUGGACCGCUCUGGCUGGAGUUAGAUAUUGUUUGGAGCAUGUUAGAACAAAGAGGGCAGCAGUUUUGUUUAACCAAGUUCGGAAGUGGUGCGGCAUUAUCCUCAAGAGCUCCGCGCUACUAUCGAUAUGGAUAUUUAUCAUUCCAGUGAUGAUCGGGCUGCUUUUCGAGCUCCUCGUUAUUGUCCCCAUGCGUGUCCCUGUCGACGAAAGUCCAGUCUUCCUCUUGUAUCAAGACUGGGCAUUAGGACUCAUCUUCCUCAAGAUCUGGACUCGACUGGUCAUGCUGGAUCACAUGAUGCCGCUCGUCGACGAGAGCUGGCGAAUCAAAUUCGAGAGGGUGAGAGAAGACGGCUUCUCGCGCCUGCAAGGCCUGUGGGUCCUCCGCGAGAUCGUCUUCCCUAUAGUGAUGAAGCUGCUCACUGCGCUGUGCGUGCCUUACGUCCUCGCCAGAGGGGUGUUCCCAGUGUUGGGCUACCCUCUGGUCGUGAACUCAGCGGUCUACAGAUUCUCCUGGCUGGGCUGCCUGUGCCUGAGCGUGCUGUGCUUCUGUGCCAAGAGGUUCCAUGUCUGGUUCACCAACCUCCACAACUCGAUUAGGGACGACCGGUAUCUCAUCGGUCGGAGGCUCCACAACUUCGGGGAGGAUGCUGUGGGAGCGUCGGAGGACGAGAACGACGACUGUGCAGGUUCUUCUAAUCAGGAAGGGCAGCAGAGGCCUGAUGUCUUGUUAGGAGGAGGUGGUAAUGAGAGGGAAGAAGGUGGUGAAGUAGGGUUGAGAUUAAGGUAUGUUAAUCGACAAGCCGUAAACUCUGAUAUUGUUAUGGACAACAAUCCGUGGCCGAGGAAGAGAAGUUUCCCACAGAGAACAAUCAAUGUCACGGCUAACAACUUUGGCAGCCCUGUGCCCAUAGUUCAUCAUGAAGAGGCAAGAAAUAUCCCAGCCAAGAGUGGCGCAGAACCAUCAAGAAUCGUUAGGAAUUUAAAUGAGAAGCUAGCUUCUGUGCUUCUUGAUGAUCAUCUCACUAAAACUGAACAUGAUAUCCCUUCUGCAGAGCUGGAGAAAGCAGAAGAAGAUGUAUUCAUGCAGAGACAAGUGGCCCAUCAUGAACCUGCAUUGAAGCAGUUCACCAGACCGUUGAGCUCUAUCCCCGAAGAACUAGAGGUGAAGAUGUACAGUGAAUCCAUCAGGGAUAAAUCAUCAACUGGAUUUAAGGAGCUAGAAAAUGAGUUGAGGGAUUUAGCUAUUGACAACACAAAUUUGAGCAGGACCUUAAUGGUGAAGGAGAAACUAAUUGAUGAUCUGUACAAGCAAGCAUCUCAGACAUCGGCAGAGUUUCAUGCACUCAUGUCUCGAUUGGAUUCAACCGAGAAAGAGAAUGCAUUCCUCAAAUAUGAAUUCCACAUGCUGGAGAAAGAGAUCGAUGUUCGCAACGAGGAACUCGCGUACAGCCGACAGCAUGCUGAUGCAUCCAGGAGGCAGCAUCUGGAGAGUGUCAAAACAAUUGCCAAGUUGGAAGCAGAAUGCCAGAGGCGUCAGAAAAGGGAUCCAUUUCCUGCUACUGCCACUUUAAAGCCUAGUCAUGAGAUUCCUGAAAAGAAUAUAAAUUUCCUGCUGGAUAAACUAGUUGCUACUGAGGAAGAGAACAGGAGUCUUAAGGACACACUGAUGAGGAAGAAUGCUGAACUUCAAUCUUCGCGCAUCAUGUUUUCUAGAACAGCUUCAAGGUUGUCACAGGUUGAAGCUCAAUUAGCUGCAGAACUUCCUGGCGGUGGUGUGAAGUCGAUGGAGCUUGUUAAGUACAUUUACCCUAUACCUGGUUCUGAGUUUGGGAGUGAUGAUGGAGUUAGCUCGUCUUCUGGUUCAUGGGCCACUGCUCUACUCUCGGAACUCGAAAGCUUCAGAGAUGGAAAGGUGAUCAAGAGUCUUCGAAAUGACCACAAACCGAUUGAGAGCUUGGAGAUGUGUUUGAUGGAUGACUUUGUCGAAAUGGAGAAGUUUGCCGUAGUCUCUACAACUGGUGAUGAUGAUGAUCAAGAGUUUGACUGGCUUCAGGUUGUUCUGAAAGCACUGAACAAGCAACAUCGAGUUUCGAAACGUUCUAUGCCUGAGCUUCUCGAGGAUAUCAAUAUUGCAUUGGGCUACAACAAUCAUCUAAGCACUCAUUGUGGUCAACCGAGUCUGAGUAAGUCAAUGUGCAAGAUUGUGGACCUUGUGGAGAGAUUUAAAAUUCCAGUAGCUUUAACAUCCAAACCUGAAGAUCAAGACUCGAAGGAACUAUCGAGUUCCUUAGUGGUGGCAGAACCUUCAGAUGUCAUGCAAAAAUUUCUUCAUGCAUGCAACAGUCUGAUGGAUGGAAAGACUAGUGUUGAGAAGUUUACCGAGGAAUUAUCAUCUGCUUUGGAGUUUAUUCUAAGCAAUCACAACAUGUUUGGAGAGAAUGAGAGGUUGAAAGAGACAGAAGCUAGGCUGAAGGUAGCGAGUGAGAAGACUGAGUCUUUGACGAUUCAACUACAGGAAUCAGAGCAGAAUAUUCGGAACAUAAAGGCAGAAAUGGAGACUUUGAGAGAGUACAAGUACAUGGUUGAAGACCAGAUGGAGAAUCAGAUAUCGAUCAAUGAGGAACUCGAUACUCAGCUCUCGGUUGCCAAAGCCCAGCUGAAUGAGGUCAUGCAAAAGUACUCGUGCUUAGAAGUCGAGCUGGAGGAUAAGCAUGACUGUUGUGAAGAGCUAGAAUCAACUUGCCUUGAUCUUCAACUCCAACUAGAAGGUGUAACGUGUAUCGAGACUACUAUCGAGACUACGAACAAUGGCAUGAAUGGAGAAGGAAAGCAAUCAUCCCAAAAUGAAUUGGAGAUAUCAGCAGCCUCAGUGAAGCUGGCCGAAUGCCAAGAAACCAUUCUCAGCCUUGGAAAGCAACUGAAGGCACUGGCUUCACCAAGUGAAGCAGCCUUGUUUGACAAGGUAUUCAAUGCUGGAAAUGCCGCCAACAUCGUCGCCACCACCACCACCAACAACAACAACAGGAACUUGUUCCGUCGGUUCUCAUUGCGUGACCAAAUGCUAGCUGAAGAUAAAUCUAAAGCGAUCAUUCUCUACUCGCCAAAGGAAGAAGAUGCACUGAUAGAAUCUCCGAACCAACAUAAUGAUUAUGGUGGUGGCAGAACUCCAGAAGGUGAUGGUGGUAAAACUGCAGAUACAAGUACAGCAAUGGCGAUUGUGCCAGGUAAAAAAAGUGCAGGGUUUGAAUUUCUGAGGAGGCUGCUGAUGAGAAGGAAGAAAGGAGUGAGCAAGAAGUCCCAGCCCAUGGUGAAAGCAUGA